Vicugna pacos (alpaca) is the source of this 4150-nucleotide messenger RNA. It is a transcript of the gene FAM222B, whose product is annotated as family with sequence similarity 222 member B. The record is from RefSeq and is a predicted model, not a curated record. NCBI's taxonomy places the organism in Eukaryota, Metazoa, Chordata, Mammalia, Artiodactyla, Camelidae.
CCCCCUGCCAAGACCGCUAUAAACCCCUUCUCAUCCAUCCUCCCGGGGCUGGGGAGAGGAGGGCUGAGCUGCCCGACACGGGCGGGGCGGAGCCCGGAGCCCGGAGCCCCGAGCCCCACCGAGCGCUGCGGAGCGAACCUCACCUCCCUUCCAGGACUCAAGUGUGACUGACUGCCUCAUGUUGUGUUGAUGCUGGUCUGCCAUGCUAGCCUGUCUACCAGGGCCAGGUGACCUGUCCUUUCAGCUUCUUUCUCACACGCAGAUGAACACUGGACUUCAGAAAUGGGACACUACACAGAAAAUGAGAACUGCUCACUAUCCUACCCCAGCCGAAUUGGACGCGUAUGCUAAGAAGGUCGCAAACAACCCACUGACUAUAAAAAUCUUCCCCAACAGUGUGAAGGUUCCCCAGCGGAAACACGUUCGUCGUACUGUGAACGGCCUCGACACAUCAGCCCAGCGCUACAGCCCCUACCCGACUCAGGCUGCCACCAAGGCAGGCCUGCUUGCCAUUGUCAAAGUGCCAGCCAAAAGCAUUCUCAAGGACUUUGACGGCACCCGAGCCCGGUUGCUCCCUGAGGCCAUCAUGAACCCCCCAGUGGCGCCCUAUGCUACUGUGGCACCCAGCACUUUAGCCCACCCCCAGGCCCAGGCUCUGGCCCGCCAGCAGGCCCUGCAGCAUGCACAGACCCUGGCCCAUGCCCCUCCCCAGACGCUGCAGCACCCUCAGGGUAUCCCGCCACCCCAGGCGCUGUCCCACCCUCAGAGCCUCCAGCAGCCUCAGGGCCUGGGCCACCCUCAGCCCAUGGCCCAAACCCAGGGCUUGGUCCACCCUCAGGCCCUGUCUCACCAGGGUCUCCAACACCCCCCCAACCCCUUGCUGCAUGGAGGCCGGAAGAUGCCAGACUCAGAUGCCCCCCCGAAUGUGACCGUGUCUACCUCAACUAUCCCCCUUUCGAUGGCGGCCACCCUGCAGCACAGCCAGCCCCCGGACCUGAGCAGCAUCGUGCACCAGAUCAACCAGUUUUGCCAGACGAGGGCGGGCAUCAGCACUACCUCAGUGUGUGAGGGCCAGAUCGCCAACCCCAGCCCCAUUAGUCGCAGUCUGCUCAUCAAUGCAAGCACUCGGGUGUCGACCCACAGCAUCCCCACACCGAUGCCUUCCUGUGUGGUCAAUCCCAUGGAGCACACCCAUGCGGCCACAGCCGCACUGCCCGCUGCAGGCCCUGUCAACCUGCCCACGGGCAUCUCUCGAGCCCCUACUGGCUACCCUAGCGACCUCAAGCCAGUCGCCUGGAACCAGCACCAGCUGGCCCACUUGCAACAGAUGUGCAGUGAGGCCGGUGGGACGCCGGCCCCUGGCCUGACAGGCAAGCAUGCGGCAGGACGCGAGUUGGCAGGGCCUGGCUUUGUGGGCAAGGCCCCUGCCUACCCGCAGGAACUCUGCCUGGCACAGUCCUUCCAUCUGAAGCCACCCCUGGAGAAGCCAACCCCAUCCCCACCUGUCAACGGCCUGGCAGCCCCACUGGCCUACCCCAAUGGUCACUACUUCCAACCCCUGUGGAACAACAUUCUGCCCACUCCCAAUAGCGACAGCUCGGGGUCUCAGGACCUAGCCGUGCCGUUCCACGGUGGGCAGCCUGCAGGUGCACCCCUCGACUGUGCGGCGGCUGCUGGGGCCCACUACCGGGCAGGGACCGGGGGCGGCCCAGUGGCGAGCCAGAACAGCUUGGUGCAAACAGUGGAUUACCUAAGUGGGGAUUUCCAGCAGGCCUGCUUCCGAGAGCAGGGCCUGGCCGUGCUGAGCAAGGCCCACCGAGCCCCCGGCAGCCGAGCCCCUGACCCCACAGAUAGUCGGAGUCUUCAUAUUCAGCACCCGGGGUAUAGAUAGGUAGGCCCCGUGCCCUCCACAAGCUACACAUCAUACAUCACCCUUCUAGGUUUAGUCUUUUGAGUAAUUGGAUAGUUUCCAAGUUUUACUGCUCCAAUGUGAUCAUUCUUAGAUGUCUAAGAAAGGGAAUGUGGUGGGAUCUAAUUGAGGACAGAAGGGGGAUCCUCUGUGCCCUCAUCUUCUUCUCUACCAGCCCCAGCAACUUGUGGGUUUAUGUUAGAACCUAAUCCCAACCCCAGACUUUUCUUCUGAUGCCUGUGUAUCAAUCAAGUCCCUCCCCCUCUGUCAUUUUCCACCAGCCUAUGUCAAUUGCUGUCCUGUUUCCCUUAGGACUGAGGUGUGAGCUAAGGGAAGGGCCCUAGGUGAGGUAGCUGUAGGUCUCCAGACACCCAAGCUAGGCCUCUCUCUGUCUCUCUGUCUCCCUUUCUCUGGACUAAGAAGCCAGACAGCUCUGGAAGCUAAUUCCGUAUUUACCCAAAGACCUCAAAUUAAAACUGACCUAGGCUUCAUCUCCUCCCAGCCCAGCCCCUCUCCAUUCGUCAAGGCUUUGUUGUACAUCUGCAUUGAUCCCAGAACCACUGCAACUGUCCUAGCGACAGCCUUGAGACAGGAGGGGGAAAAACCUGUCUUCGUAUUGAUAUCUCAGUUCCUGACUCCCCUUCCAUCCCUAGAGAAAUUCUGUGACCGUCCAGCAUACCCAAGAUCUUUCUCACUGUUCUCUCCCCUAACACCUGCUGCCCUCAUCCCCCAUCCCCCUACCUCUCCCCCAAAAGCAAAACAAAACAAAAAUCUUGAGGAAUUAGGUAGUAGGGAAGGGAUGAUCACAUUGGAGUUUGGAAUUAAAAACACUGAAAAAAAAAGUUAAAAUGCAUUUGGUUCUCUCUACACUGGCUUAAGAAUAUUGCUCUACACUGUUUAACACGUCCUGUUUCUGUAUGAAUGUAGUGUGGGUUUGAGUAGCAUUGUGUGUGAGCGGUGUCCCACAGGUGCAUUUACCCUCUAGUCACCUUUCUCAGCCCCUCAGUUUAAUGAAGAAAGAAAGGAAAAAAAAAAAAACACAAAGCCUUAAGCUCUCUGAAUUUUUCCCUUACCAAAUGAGCACGGUUCUAACAGCUGGAGAUGGGCCUCUAUGGGAAACAGCCCCUCCUGCCCCUCGCCUGUUCUUCACCCAUCCACCCUGUGCUAAACGCGUCUCGUUCCCAGGCGACAGUUAGCUGGCUAGAAAUUUAAAGCUUUUCUGUAACUUAGAUUAUGUUUUGUUGUAAUGUUUUGCACCCUUCUGUUAAAGAUGCAUAGUUGGCUUUUUUUGUUUUUUUUUGUUUUUAAACCAAAUAAGCCCUACCCUUUCCUCUUGUCUCUGGGGAAUGUGAGCUAAUGUUCUUAUUUAAGAUUUUGGGUUUUGUUUACUAUACUAUCCACUGUUCUUUAGCCAGAACUUCUCUAGUGAUCUGAAGCAAUGUGACUGAAGACCAUUUUUUAAAUUAUGUGUUGGCGAGAUGCCUUAUAUUUAAAAAGAGAAAAAAAAAAAGCCUGAUUGUGUUAUGCCAAAUGAUAGCAACAUGAAGUCCUAAUUUAUUACUCCCAAUUGUUUUCCUGCCGUCUGUGAACACUGGUACCUCCCUGUCCCUGAGCCCCCAGGAGCACCUGUAGCUCCUGGUGUGAUGCCUUCUCCCAGUGUGUUGGCCAUCUCACCCCGGGCCCCCUUCCUGUUCUCACUUCUCUUGAGUUAAACUGAAAGAACACCAUUGUCUCCCCUUAUCCCUCGCUUGAUCUUCAAGCCAGAUAUUUUUGCUGUAAUUUUUUCCAAUGCCUCUCCCCAAAAGGUGAGCUGCCAUUUUAGGAAAUUGGACCAGACACCAACUUGGGGGCUUAAAAUCAAACCUCAAACCCAUCUCUUCCUGUGUAGGGGUGCAAGUCUGAAGCGCUCACUCUCACCCCUUGUCUGCAUGGAAAAUGUACUGUGACUCCUACCCCCACCCCCCAACUGCCCUUGCCUUUGGUGUGAGAUGUUUCCUAGUUCACCCUGAGCCCCUCUCUUCCUCUGCCAGCCAACCCCCAACCAGCAAUAAGGGGCCAAGCCAGGGCCUCCUAGCCACACUCCCUGCCUCCACCCCACACUGCCCUAGAAAAUACCUUGGAUUCCCCUGCUGCCCACAUACUGUAGCAUUCGUUCUCCAUCUCUCUCCUCAUCUCACCUGUGGUGGUUUAUGGGCGUGAUGGGGUUUUUAAGAUUAUCAUAAACCAGUAAAAAGAAAAAAC